Molecule: messenger RNA, 2319 nt
Organism: Heterotrigona itama
Lineage: Eukaryota; Metazoa; Arthropoda; Insecta; Hymenoptera; Apidae
Source: the annotation of a GenBank genome assembly
AUGUCAGCGUCAGCUUACGGUGUUUUCCGUUGGCUGUUGUCUUCUGGCUUCUUCUUAUUUUAGCCACACAGGCAUUCCACGCCAGAGUCUCGUAGUAGCUUUUUUUUUUUUUUAAGAAAUGAAGUGCAGUAUAGACACCGUGAAUAGCUGGAAGGCUAGAGCCUAAGCUUAUGUUAUCGUUCGUAAUCGCAACGCGUUUGUAAGUUUAUAUUUUAAUUAGGAUACAGAUCCCAAGCUUCUUGCCAGUUUUCUUUUCUUCUGUUCUUAUAAUAUACGAAGCUACGGUAUAUGUAAAACGGACGUAGCGUGCAAUGACCCCGGCUUUCCACGAAUCGACUUGAAACUUCAUCUACUUGAAACUUCGUCGUCGUAUGGUGCUUGAAUAAUUAAACGAUUCUCUUAAUAAUAACAAUAAUAAAAAGUGUUUCUUGUUUAAAUAUCAUUCUUGUAUUAUCGACGAAAUAUUUGUUCCCUAGAUCAGCAAAAAUUUCUGGGUCACAAGUGUCAAUAGAUAUCAAAAAGCUCUAGCACAUCUAUUAUAGCUUGUAAAUGUUCAAUAUCCAGUACUGAAUUACGUCUGUAAUAUUACAAUGUUUCUUCACACUUUUAUCCGAUUGUAUAACAGGUACUAUUGAAAAUGUACAUUUUAAAAAGUAGAGAAAAAUUAUUAUUUAAAAGAUGAUCAUUCAAGGAAAUUCAGAAUUAAAUGAAUUUCCAGUAUCGUUUGGUACAGGAAUUAGUUUAAUUAGAAUUUAACAACUGAUCUCUACGACACUGACUAACUGAUUUUUCAUCAACAUUUAAUUGCAAUACUUUCAGGUCUAAAUGCAAGCUCUGUCCAUUAGGAAUUUUAUUUUAAUAUAUAGCUUAUAAAUGUUCAAUAUCCAGUACUGAAUGACGUCUGUAAUAUUACAAUGUUUCUUCAUACUUUUAUCCGAUUGUAUAACAGGUAUUAUUAAAAAGGUACAUUUUAAAAAGUAGAGAAAAAUUAUUAUUUAAAAGAUGAUCAUUCAAGGAAAUUCAGAAUUAAAUGAAUUUCCAGUAUCGUUUGGUACAGGAAUUAGUUUAAUUAGAAUUUAACAACUGAUCUCUACGACACUGACUAACUGAUUUUUCAUCAACAUUUAAUUGCAAUACUUUCAGGUCUAAAUGCAAGCCCUGUCCAUUAGGAAUUUUAUCUUAAUAAUACUUUGAUAAACACACGUCGGUGAGUCAUUUGACCCCUGAGGAAGCUGACUAUAAUACUGGCUGAUUAUAAUGAUAAUUAAAAGGACAUUUUCACAACCAAAAAACUAUUACAUCUGGUUUCUAUUUUUCGUUCUUAUCGGUUUUUAUUGAUACGAAUCUAAUCGAACGAGAUACGAAUCGAACCGUGCAAUUCACACGUAUGAUGUGAUAACUGAUUAUGUUAUUUUAUCAUAUGUAAUUAAAACGUUAUAUAUGUGAAUACUGUUAUCACUCUUAAAUUUUCCAUUAGUUUUCAUAAUAUACUUUCAUUAUUUAUAAUUAUUCCUCAUUUCUUACUAAAGAGUUUAUUUUCCAUAUGCAUGCGAAUAUACUCGUUUUCAAGUUUAAUAUCCAUCCGUGUGAUAAAUCACAUGUUGUCCGGUUUGAAAGAAAGAAAAAGUUCCUGAAGCCAGCUUUAGCGGUCAAUCGCACAAUGUUAAUCUCAAGUUUUGUCCUCCUUGUGAAAUUCGGCGUAGCAACGAAUCUCAUGUGAAAUAUGAAGAAUAAUAAGGUCAGUGUUCUGCUCUGAUUCGUAUUACGCGAUGUCAAUAUUUUCAUGCACUGAGAGGCAUUGUUUUCUUGCGAUUUCAACCUUUGUGGAAGAAACGAGUAGAGACGUAAAAUGAAAGGCUGGAAAACGUGCCAGUUGAACUUCAGACUAGUGCGUGACAUAAUUGCAUCAAGUAUGUAAGAAUUCGCGACCACGUUAAUUUUCCGUACAAGUGAAUACAGUGAGAAAUUAUUCGAAUGUUAUUUGCAUAAUUGCUCUGAUUCUGCCAUGUCAAAAUCUCGUGUCAUUCGGCACUCUUGUACAUAAAAAUAAAGGUACUCGGAGAUACUUUUUGCAGCCACUUUUGUGUACGAUAAUAGCAUGUUUGUGUCUUUCGGUUAAGGUAAAUGUACUUUUGUUUUUCGUCGAAGUUUAUUUAACCACUUCCGUGAUAUGCGUUCACGUAUAGCCUUGACAAUUUUCUCAUUUUAGCCAUUUUUGUUUAUCAGUUCAACACACUGUAGCAAAAUAUAUGCGAAAAAUAUACACUGAAUUUCACGCUCGAUUUCAUUGUUCUGUCCUUUUCUGAUUCUCUCAUUUAG